Messenger RNA from Meloidogyne enterolobii, 515 nucleotides. The record is from the annotation of a GenBank genome assembly. NCBI's taxonomy places the organism in Eukaryota, Metazoa, Nematoda, Chromadorea, Rhabditida, Meloidogynidae.
UAAACGAGAACAACAAUCCCACCAAAAUCAACAACAACGUUUACCAUUAAGAGCAUUUAAGAAAAUUGGACGUGUUGGAACUCUUCCAGCUAUGGCACAUUCUAGUGCUCCACAUGCUGGGUUGCAAAUGGCUAUUAGUGGAAAUGAACAAACACAACAACCACAACCAACACCAAAUUCAGCAUUAAGUAGUAGCCGUGCAGCAGCAGCUGCUGUAUUUCAUCAACGUUGGGGUGUAGGGAAUAGUGCUAACCGUAGAGGAAGUCAUUUAAUUGGAGGGUGGGACAGUGCGAGGCCGCAUUCUGCUGCUCGACAACAACAACAAAUGCUUGAAAGAUUAUAUACAAAAGGGGAAUUAAAAGUAGGUAAUUGGGAAAAAUUUAAAAAAUUAAUAAAAAUUAGCAAAAUUUUCCGACAGACAAAAUCUUAUUUAAAAUAUUUUUGUAAUCCAAAUUCUUUGAAAAGAUCACAAAAAUUUAUUUUUAAUUUAAAAGGAAUAUCAACAAUUAUUUAAA